UCUAACUCAUACGACGUCCGGAGCGGGUUUGUUGUUGUGGCCCAUGUGACCUUCAGACGAACUUUGUGGUGCGGUAACCUCAUGGUACUGUGCGUCGGCGUAGAAAUUUAAGUUGCGUGAUCAUUUGCGAAUCAUUUCGGUAACGGCCCAGCAGCCACGUAAUUUAUGACUGUUCAAGCGCACGCCGACGUACAGUUGGGCUGAAAUACGACUUGUUUUGCAGGCGGGGUAUAACAGAUCACCAUGUCAAAGGAACGGGCGUCUCGACGGUUUUAUCGUGUAGAAAGUCAAAACCAACUUCUGUCUUUCCUGGACAGAGGCCACUCCGCAGCCCUCGAGAAUCGGUGGACAUUUGAAACAGCAUGGGAAGUGGCAAACAAAGUGGGUGGCAUCUACACUGUUUUGCGAUCAAAAGCGUAUGUCUCAACGGAGGAGAUGGGUGACCAGUAUGUUAUGUUAGGUCCCUAUAAAGAGCACUGUGCCCGCACAGAAGUGGAGGAGGCAGAAUUCCCAGUCACCAGCCCACUCAGUAUUGCUGUCAACAAAAUGCGUGAUAUGGGAUUCAAGAUACACACGGGAACAUGGUUAGUAGACGGAAACCCACAGCUGAUCUUGUUCGACAUCGGGUCGGCUGCCUGGAAGAUGGACGAGUACAAGCAGGAGCUGUGGGAAAAAUGCCACCUAGGUGCACCACACCCCGAUGUCGAGUGCAACGAUGCCAUCAUACUCGGUUAUCAAGUUGCACAGUUCAUUGAAGAGUUCAGGCAAGUUGCUGAGGAGUGUUCGAAUACUCCACCACACAUUGUGGCACACUUUCACGAGUGGCAAGCAGGGGUGGGGCUGAUAGCUUUGCGAACUCGUCAUGUGGACGUCGCCACAGUCUUCACAACACACGCUACAUUGUUGGGACGGUUUCUGUGUGCCGGGAACACAGACUUCUACAAUAACCUGGAAAAGUUCAACAUUGACGAAGAAGCUGGGAAGCGAAAUAUUUAUCACCGAUACUGUCUGGAACGAGCAGCUACUCACCUUGCGCAUGUCUUUACUACUGUGUCCGAAAUCACAGGACUUGAAGCUGAGCACCUCUUAAAGCGAAAGCCUGAUGUAAUUACUCCAAAUGGUCUUAAUGUCAAAAAGUUCCUCGCUCUCCAUGAAUUCCAGAACUUGCAUGCUCUGUCAAAAGAGAAAAUACAUGAGUUCGUAAGAGGACACUUUUAUGGACACUAUGACUUUGAUUUGGAUAAAACAUUGUAUUUCUUCAUAGCUGGAAGAUAUGAAUUUGGAAACAAAGGUGCUGAUGUAUUCAUUGAGGCAUUAGCACGGUUAAAUCAUUUUUUAAAGACAUCUUACCCAGAAAUCACAGUAGUUGCAUUCCUGAUAUUCCCUACCAAAACGAACAACUUCAACGUAGAGAGCUUACGUGGCCACGCUGUGACAAAGAGCUUACGAGACACAAUCAGUGACAUUCAGCAAAAAAUUGGAAAGAGGAUGUAUGAGGUUUGUCUGAGUGGGCGGCUGCCCAAUCCAGCAGACCUGCUACUGAAAGAAGACAUGGUGAAGAUUAAGAGAUGUAUAUAUUCUCUACAGAGAAAUGGUUUGCCACCUGUAACGACGCACAAUGUAGCUGACGACUGGAACGAUCCUGUUCUGAAUGCUGUCAGAAGGUGCCAGUUGUUCAACACGAGUAACGAUCGUGUCAAGAUUGUUUUUCAUCCAGAGUUUAUGUCCUCCACCAAUCCACUGUUCGGUCUCGAUUAUGAAGAGUUUGUGCGUGGUUGUCACCUUGGAGUGUUUCCGAGCUACUACGAGCCGUGGGGUUACACACCAGCAGAGUGUACAGUUAUGGGAAUACCAUCUAUUACCACAAAUCUCUCAGGUUUUGGCUGCUUCAUGCAGGAACACAUCGCAGACCCCAUGAGCUAUGGUAUUUAUGUUGUAGAUAGGCGCUAUAUAUCUCUUGAAGGCUCUGUGCAGCAAUUGGCAAGCUACAUGUAUGAUUUUGCACGACUGAAUCGAAGACAGCGAAUCAUUCAGCGAAACCGAACAGAACGACUGAGUGAUCUACUCGACUGGAGAAAUCUCGGAAUAUUCUACAGACAAGCACGGCAGAAGGCCCUACUGAGAACAUUCCCAGACAUGGCAUCUGAGGAAGACGAAGGUGCCUUGGGCAAGUUCAGAUACCCUCGCCCUCUUUCCGAACCACCGUCUCCCGCCAGUUCGCGACCGACGACACCUGCGACGUCAUUGCCGGGUAGUGACGAAGAGGAUGAAGUUGAUGAAGAGAAAGAGCUUCAAGAACUCAAUGCUGUAAACCAUGUUAGCAGAUGAAGAACAAAGAAGUCGCUGCAUGCAAAGAAGAGAAUAACAAAUCAUUUGUCGUGUGUUCUGUUGAUAGAAUCUUAAAUGUUUAAACUAGGUGAUUAAAAAUCAAAAUGUAAUACUUUUACUUUGCGAUAGGUAGGGCUAAUUCUAUUUUCUUAUUGUACCAGAUCUUUUAGACAGAUUUUUCAGUGAAUAUAUUUUUGUAACUGUGUGUCUUAUUCUUAUUAAUCUGCUCAGUACUAUCCAGUGUAAUUUAUUGCUAUGUAGUAUUGACUUCUCCUCUUUUAUAGAGAGUGUUUAGCAACAACGGUAAAAGGAACUGUGCUGCAGUCUCUGGAAUAUGGCAGUGAUGGUUCCAAAUUACACUUAAAAUUUUCAAUAUUUGUAAUUAUGGUACUCAAUUUUGGAGGAUUCCAAAUAACAGCAAAAUUCUUUUUGUUCCUUUGUUUAAAGUAAUACACAUUGUCUUGGCAAUUUCAGAUAUUUUACUUUAUUGCAUGUUGAUCAAUUUCAGUAAGCUUUUAGUGCUGUUACACUAAAAUGGUAAAAGGAGAUCUAAAUUUCAACAGUGAUAUUAGUGUUAUUUCAAACUGCUGUAUAUGCAUUCUCCUUGUAAUUAGUGUAAUGUAGCUCUGCUUCAUAUAUCACUUUAGACUUGUGUGCUAAAUCCGUUUUAAAGGCAGAUGAUAUGUUCAGUUCUUUCAACAUGUUGUGGAUCACACUUAGUCAGGGUAUUGUGUUCAGUUUAAUACACAUAAACAUUAACUACAUUACUGGCAAAAAUGUGUGUGUUUUUGUUACUGCCAUAUUGUGCCAAAAGAGGUUAUUAGUGUAUGGAAGAUUUGAAUACACUAUGUUGAUGGAUGCUUAAUGGUUACAUGUUGUAAUUUAAACUAUAAAAAUGGAAUAUGGAUGUCAAUGUUGAAGAUAUUUAAGUACAUAUCAUUUGUAAGUGUGCAUGUAUCUUGAAGGAAAUAGUGCAGAAUUCCUUUGCUUGUGUGAAGUUUAAGUGAGUACUUCUUAAUGUUAGGGAGCAAAAGUACAAUAUUAACUGUUUUACUGUGAUGGUCUGUUGUUAAAUUUUAUUUUUAAUAUUCAGACUUCUUAGCAGCUAAGAAAAUCUCCCAUUUUAUCUUGUUUUUUAUUAGCAAAAUAUAUUUACUUUUUACCAUUUAA
Schistocerca piceifrons (Central American locust) is the source of this 3498-nucleotide messenger RNA. It is a transcript of the gene GlyS, whose product is annotated as glycogen [starch] synthase. The record is from RefSeq and is a predicted model, not a curated record. The transcript is spliced from 13 exons. The coding region runs from base 244 to 2328 and encodes 694 amino acids. Gene Ontology annotation, cellular component: cytoplasm. Gene Ontology annotation, molecular function: alpha-1,4-glucan glucosyltransferase (UDP-glucose donor) activity. Lineage: Eukaryota; Metazoa; Arthropoda; Insecta; Orthoptera; Acrididae. Gene Ontology annotation, biological process: glycogen biosynthetic process.